Chironomus riparius is the source of this 1074-nucleotide messenger RNA. The record is from the annotation of a GenBank genome assembly. NCBI's taxonomy places the organism in Eukaryota, Metazoa, Arthropoda, Insecta, Diptera, Chironomidae.
UGUACUUAUGAAUGUCUUGAAAUAAAUGUGACGUGUCAAAAUAUCAAAAUUAAUUAUGUUAAGUGUUGUGCUAUGAUAUUCCAUUGAAUUUUAAUUGAAGGAAUCCCGUGCAAUGCAGUCAUAAUAAUGUUUGUUGCUAGAUUAAUUCAGGAAUUCGAAUGUUUGAAGUAAAAGUAUAAAGUUUUCCUCAAUCGCUCGGGAAAAACCAAAAUAUUAAGUCACGGAAAUCUGUUUACUGAGUACACACACUUAGUUCCUUUUUAAAUAAUAAUGCACGUAAUGAGUUCUAAUGUCCAUUAUAUUGUCAUUUAAAUAAAAGCUUCAGGAUCGAUUCAUCAUCAUUUCAUUUGACAGGAAUCAAUAGAUAAGAUUCCUUUAUAUUUCUUUAAGACAGCAUAUACUAAGCAUCAGACAAUGAAAGUAACAGGACUUGUUUUCUUCUUUGCAUUGAUGCUGAUUGUUGAAAGAACAUCAGCAUUCAUGUGCUACACUUGCUCACAAGCUAGUGAAAAAUGUAUAAAAGGAAAUGCAGAAGCCAAAGCAUCUAACUGCUCAUCAUCAUCAGACGAUCGUAAGGAUAUGCAAAAGUUUUGCUUUAAAACAAUCAACUACGCAACAGGAAAACACGAGCUUUAUAAUCGUGGAUGCUUAAUUGGUGACUCAAAAAGCUUUUGUGAGCUCGAAAGGGAAAAGGAUCCAAAAACUGUAUGCUCAAUUUGCAACAAGGAACUCUGUAAUUCUGGAAGUUUUGAGAAUGUAUCGAAAAUAUUGAUGCUGUUGAUUGUAGCUGUUGCAAUGUUCUGGAAGUAAUGUUGUUCUACAUUUGGGAUAUAUGGCUAGUUUGGAGUUGAUUGAGUUUGAUUUGAUUAGGUUUUGAAUUUUGAGUUUUUUUAUGGCAAAGCUGAAUUCAUAGAGACUAGUUUAAACCUUACUACUAAUUAGCUUUCAGAGUUUUAAGAAAAUUAUUGUUAGGUUUGAGAAUUUAAAUGGUUUUCGAGUUCAUUAUUGCAUGUAUUGUAAAUUUGUAAACUUUGGAUCCAGUUCGAGAAAUAAAAAGAAAUUGACUUUGAGUGC